AAUUAAUAUUGCAGCUAAUUAACUACUAUAUAUACGUACGUUUCCUGGCAGGGAAUUUUGGACGAGCUUUUUGAUCAAAUGAAAGCAGUUCAGAAUGAACAAAAUCCUUGCUUUGUUGCGAAUUUGAUCACCACAUUCCUUGGUGAUUCUGAAAAUAUUAUAGCACAACUCAGCACAUAUCUGAGUGCUCAGGAUCCUGAUGAAGUCAACUAUGCCCAGGUGGCAACACUUGCCCUCACGCUCAAGGGAAGUAGCUCAAGUGUCGGUGGUGGCCGGAUGGCGUUAGCCUGUAGCCAGCUCCGAGAUGCAAGCGAUGUAAAUGACCAUGAAGAGUGCAUUAUUGUUCUUGACCUUGUUAACCAAGAGUUUCUCGUCUUGCGGGAGAAUCUGAAUCACAUUGUUCAGAUGGAACGCGCAAUCCAUGAAAAUGAGAUCAAAAGGCGCAAUACGUAGAGAGAGCUGGUUUGUUCACUUUGUUAGGAGAACUUCUCCAGAAGCUCAUUGGUUUCUUUAUUAUGUUGUUGGCUAUGGAAUAAUAGUUCAUAUAAACUUUUAUUAUUAUAAAAGUUCAUAUAAAAGUUCACUAUCUAUUAUUACAGACACAUAUAAUUAUGGAAAAAUUACCGAGGUAACAUGUGAAAAUA
Molecule: messenger RNA, 644 nt
Organism: Prunus avium (sweet cherry)
Lineage: Eukaryota; Viridiplantae; Streptophyta; Magnoliopsida; Rosales; Rosaceae
Source: RefSeq, a predicted model, not a curated record